CUGACUGGUUGCGUCCGUGUUGUCUCUUAUGUCAGAUUUUUGCUUACCUGUCAAAGUGCGAUUGUGUUUUCGAUUUUCCAACACAAAUCGCCCAACAAACCGACCAACAAUGAAUUAACCAAAUAAACGGCGAGCGUGUUAUUGUUACCAUUGUGAGUCACGGACCGUAACGAGGUGGCAAUCGGCUGUUUUGGGGCGUUCUGCGCUGUCGUGAAGGUUAGGUUCCAUUGUCCGUGGUUUUUAUGGUGUUUGAUCUCAAGUUGCGGCUGAGGACGAUCAGAAGACACCUCAAGAUGACCGAUCUGCCGUGGGGUAUUGUGUGUUUGCGCAAAUUAUCAGACACGUGUUGCCAAAGGCUGCGGUUCAACAGGGAAACAUGUUAUCGUGUCAGUGUGGUUUUCUUGACCUAUAUCGCGUACAUGUCCUACCACAUGUCCCGCAAACCCAUUUCCGUGGUGAAAGCUGUGCUGCACAGAAAUUGUUCGGACAUAAAACCGGAUCCGGACCCUGACAAUCCGAACUGGUGUGACUGGGCACCCUUUGAUGGUAAUGAUUCACAACAGUUACUGGGGGAGUUGGACAGUUCCUUUUUGUUCUGUUAUGCUGUCGCGAUGUUCGCGUCUGGAUUUAUAGCCGAGAGGGUCAACCUUAGGUACUUCCUGGCCUUUGGUAUGGUCUUUUCGGGCAUAUUCAGCUACGGUUUCGGCAUCGGAAAGACCUACGACAUUCACAACAUCUACUACUAUGUUGUCAUGCAGGGGGCAGCAGGCAUAGCCCAGACAACAGGGUGGCCUGGUGUAGUCACAGUUAUGAGUAAUUGGUUUGGGAAGUCGAAACGAGGGUUGAUAUUCGGAUUGUGGAACUCCCACACAAGCAUUGGAAACAUUUUGGGCACCUACAUCGCCGGCGAGUUCGUGGAAACGGACUGGGCCUAUUCAUUCAUUGUUCCAGGUGCUGUAAUCGCUCUUGUUGGGUUGAUUUUGUUCCUGUUUCUGGUGGUGAAUCCCGGGGAUGUGGGGCUGUUGAGGGAGACAGCUAACUUAAGUGAUUACCGGCCCUCACAAAGACCACUGGUGGAUCAAGUGGCCAACGACGAACAUUCUUCAGGGAAUUCAGACGUAGAUGAUACACCGAUAUUCGUCGGUGAACACGUUGAACCUAGAAUUAGAACUAAUUUGGCUCGUGAUUAUUUAAUUGAGGUGGAGAGGAGAGAGACCGAGGGCACCCCAUUGCUAGCCAGCUCUAGACGAAACGAAAGGGCGAUAGGAUUCGUCGGCGCCUGCAAAAUUCCAGGCGUAAUCGAGUUCUCGCUUUCUUUGUUCUUUUCUAAGCUGGUCAGCUACACGUUUUUGUACUGGCUGCCGCUUUUCAUCAACUCGACGAACGAAAAAAUGAGUGCACGCUUGAGUGCGGAUAUUUCGAUUCUUUUCGAUGUUGGAGGGAUUGCUGGAGCCAUUUUAGCUGGUGUGGUCAGUGAUAAAACUGGCAUGUCUGCCACGACGUGUGUGGGCAUGUUAAUUCUUGCAGCCCCUUUGAUGAUUAUCUACCAAAUGCUGAGUGCGGUGAGCCUUCCGAUAAACAUGUUCCUGCUGAUAAUCGUGGGGGUAUUCGUCAACGGCCCCUACGCCCUCAUAACGACGGCCGUCUCGGCCGACCUGGGCAACCACCGUUGUCUCGAGGGCAACUCCAAAGCGAUGGCCACUGUAACCGCCAUCAUCGACGGCACCGGCUCCAUCGGUGCCGCCGUAGGACCGCUGCUGGCAGGUUUCAUUUCCAGCUACAGCUGGAAGUACGUGUUUAUCAUGUUGAUGAUAUCGGACAUCCUCGCCCUCGUUUUACUGCUGAGGCUGGUGAAACAGGAGCUAAGCCGUGUACAGUGGUUUAGGCAUCGGGGGUUGAGAAGAGAUUAACUAUAUCAUAUAGUUGGUGCUUAAUUUAAUCCAGGGCGUUCUGCGAAGUGACCGAAGUUUAGUAAUUUAUUAUUGAAGACUUAAUCGAACUUGUUUCUGAACGCCCUGCCUUUUAUACAUCUAUACAUACGUAAAUUAUAUAAGAUAUAUUGCCAAAUUUACACUUUUUAAAGUAAAGGAACUGAUCUCCUGUUUUAACGUCGGAUUAAGAUCUAAUAUUUAUUUUGUUAUUGUAGAAUUUUGUAUAUUUUUAAUACUUGACUGUUACAAAUGUGUAUAUAAAAACAUUAACAGGUGCUUGUAUAUUUAUAAAUAAUUGUUUUGGUUACCGUUUCGUUCCUGCAUUUAUAAUUUAUAGUGUAAACAUUCCCCCCGUGUGUAUUUAUUAUAUAUCUUUCAUUAACCAUGUGAUAUAUACACUCAAAAUAAAUAAAUAUAUUUUUCCAACUGUU
Aethina tumida (small hive beetle) is the source of this 2362-nucleotide messenger RNA. It is a transcript of the gene MFS16, whose product is annotated as glucose-6-phosphate exchanger SLC37A2. Lineage: Eukaryota; Metazoa; Arthropoda; Insecta; Coleoptera; Nitidulidae. The record is from RefSeq and is a predicted model, not a curated record. Gene Ontology annotation, cellular component: membrane. The transcript has 10 exons. Gene Ontology annotation, biological process: transmembrane transport. The coding region runs from base 243 to 1910 and encodes 555 amino acids. Gene Ontology annotation, molecular function: transmembrane transporter activity.